Messenger RNA from Durusdinium trenchii, 815 nucleotides. Lineage: Eukaryota; Dinophyceae; Suessiales; Symbiodiniaceae. The record is from the annotation of a GenBank genome assembly.
AGCGUUUUUUUUCUCAAGCACAGAGUCCACCUCGGUGGAGUGCCUCACCACGUAGGUGUCCAUCGCUUUAGGUUUUUAAAGAAUGUCUCAACUGGCAACAAGACCAGCUUACGAGUCGUUGGAGCCUUUGAGGAUCAGCGCCGCGGCGCUCCUCGAGCUGCUCAGCGACAGCGACGGUGAGGAGGACAGUGAAAGCGCCUGGGCCCUCCAACAGGAAUGGCUUGAGGAACGGCGCUCGCAGGAGGCGUCCCAGGCGACGGAGCUUCGGAGAGAAGAGAGGUCGUCUGUGGGGUCUCGACCGCACCGCGAGUCCCCGUCGCGGACGCCGCAACUUCUGUCGGCGGUGUCGCGCCUCACGCGCCCGGCGGUACCGGUGCCACCUUUGUCUUUGCUUUCAGGGCUCUGGGUAGACAGUAUGGACAACUUCCUGACCGUUGAUCUUCUUGCAAGACAAGUCCAUUUGCAUGGCCCACAUGGUGCCAAGCAGCUACAGCUCUCCAACGACCGCUGGGGCAGGUUGUGGUGCGGGAACUACGUCUUGCAGGAAGUGGGCUACGAUGAGACCGCUUCGAAGGCGUUCACCAGCUCUUUGCCGCCGACCUGUUUGGCUUGGCGCACGACCAAGUGGCAGAUCUCCAUUUGGCAACGAGUGGAGGAUACACAGCCUGACAGGUGAGCGAGCAGGUGAGCAUGCGACUUUUGAACACGUGGGGAGGUGGUGGGGAGGUUUGUCCGAAGUUAAAACCAUCAAUUUGUGUGUUCGAUUAUCAGAGGAUUUCUGACAAAAUCAGAGGUGCCAAGGGGGGGAGGACCAG